CCUUUUCUUCAGUCUCCCUUUCCUUCCAAGACUCACUCUCUCUGUAUUCUUUCUUUCCUCUGUUUUCUCCUUCCGCUCCCCUCUCCAAAUCUUUCGCUCUCCCAGCCCAAAGAUCGUUUCUUUUCUUCAAACCCAACCAAGAAAACAACCCCUCUUUCUCUAUAACUAAUACCCAUAUUCCUUCUCACUUUGUGUUGUGGCUGCUUCUGAUAAGGAAACCCUGAUGAGGAAACUCUGUCCAAAUCUCGAUCGGGAAGAUGGGCUGGAGACGGUUUUGGAGGUCCCCAUCCCUGAAGAAAUGUUCAGUUCUUCUGGGAACAACAAGAAUUACUCGUGGCAGAGUAUGAAGUCCUGGAUGACGAGGCCCAACACCGCCGUCGCCGGCGGCGGGUAUAAUAGUAACCAGAAGGCUCAGUUGGCAGCAUUUGGGGAGAAGAGCACCGAGAUUCAGCUCCUGUUGGGUGUUGCUGGCGCCCCUUUAAUCCCUUUCCCUAUCAGCUCCGAUCAUCAGUUCGUUACCCGGAAUUUCAAGGACCAGCCGAUUGAGUCGUCGAUGGCGAAAUACAUUGUGCAGCAGUACGUGGCGGCGGUGGGAGGGGAAACGGCUCUGAAUUCUGUGGAGAGCAUGUGUGCAAUGGGGAAGGUGAAAAUGGCUGCCUCUGAAUUUUCUUCCGGGGAAGGGACAACGAACAACAAGGUGGUCAAGGUGAAGAAUUCGAAAAGUGGGAGUGGGGAGAUGGGUGGUUUCGUUUUGUGGCAGAAAAGGCCCGAGCUUUGGUGUUUGGAGCUGGUUGUUUCAGGCUGCAAGAUCAGUGCAGGCAGUGAUGGUAAAGUUGCUUGGAGGCAGACUCCAUGGCACCAUUCCCAUGCUUCCAGAGGUCCACCCAGGCCACUCAGACGCUUCCUUCAGGGUCUUGAUCCAAGGUCGACAGCCAACCUAUUCUCCAACUCAAUUUGUAUGGGUGAAAAGGCGAUCAAUGGCGAGGACUGUUUCAUGCUGAAACUGGAAGCGGACGCUUCAUCACUACUAUCAAGAAGCACCAACAACGUCGAGAUCAUAAGACACACGGUAUGGGGAUACUUCAGCCAACGAACAGGACUUCUAGUCCAGCUAGAAGACUCCCACCUCCUGAGAAUCAAAGCACCAGGAAACAACAGCGUGUUCUGGGAGACGACGAUGGAGUCGACGAUCCAGGACUACAGAACCAUAGACGGGAUCAACAUCGCUCACGCAGGGAGGACGAAGGUGUCGUUGUUCAGGUUCGGUGAGAAUUCAGAAACUCAUUCCAGGACAAGAAUGGAGGAGGUGUGGGCGAUUGAGGAAGUCGAUUUCAACAUCAAGGGGCUGUCAAUGGACUGUUUCCUUCCACCCGGUGACUUGAAGAAGGACGAAGAAGAAGGGUUUGGGGUGAUGGGUAAGGGUAAGGGUAAUGAUGGUGAAAAGUUUCUUUCAAAGAUUCGAUCGGGUUCUACCAAGAUCAGUGCAUCUAAAGUAGUUGCUAUUGAUGUUGAUGUUCCUGAUAAUCCUGAAGAGAAUGAUGAUGAAGAAGAAGAUUGGUGA
Molecule: messenger RNA, 1561 nt
Organism: Linum tenue
Lineage: Eukaryota; Viridiplantae; Streptophyta; Magnoliopsida; Malpighiales; Linaceae
Source: the annotation of a GenBank genome assembly